Molecule: messenger RNA, 1481 nt
Organism: Ficedula albicollis (Collared flycatcher)
Lineage: Eukaryota; Metazoa; Chordata; Aves; Passeriformes; Muscicapidae
Product: stromelysin-1-like
Exons: 10
Coding region: 6-1439 (477 amino acids)
Biological process (GO): collagen catabolic process; proteolysis; extracellular matrix organization
Cellular component (GO): extracellular matrix
Molecular function (GO): metalloendopeptidase activity; zinc ion binding
Source: RefSeq, a predicted model, not a curated record
CGAGAAUGGGAAACCUUCCAUUUCUCCUAUUAUUUUGUGCAGCACUUUCUUCUGCUUUUCCUGCAAACACAAGGCACACAAAGGAAGAAGGCAUGCAGCUUAUCCAGAAGUACCUGGAAAAAUACUAUGGCUUUAAGAAAGAUGGGGAACCUUCUGUUUGGAAAAGUAAUAAUGCAAUGACCCAAAAACUAAAAGAAAUGCAGGAAUUCUUCGGGCUGGAGGUGACAGGGGAGCUGGAUUCUGGCACUUUGGACUUGGUACAGAAACACCGCUGUGGAUUCCCUGACGUAGCUGGGUUCUCCACCUUUGCAGGAGAGCCAAAAUGGACAAAGCAUGUCCUGACAUACAGGAUAGUAAACUACACACCAGACCUGCGUCCAGCAGAUGUCAAUGCAGCAAUCAAGAAAGCUUUAAGUGUUUGGAGCAGUGUGACCCCACUGAGAUUCAUCAAGAAGGACAGAGGUGAUGCAGACAUAAGGAUCUCCUUUGCAGCCAGAGGUCACAAUGACUUCAUCCCCUUUGACGGCCCCGGGGGCUCCCUCGCCCAUGCCUAUGCACCUGGAAAGGAUUUGGGGGGAGAUGCUCACUUCGAUGAGGACGAAACGUGGACCAAAAGCACAGAGGGCACGAACCUGUUUUAUGUUGCUGCCCAUGAGUUUGGCCAUUCACUGGGACUUUCCCAUUCCAAAGACCCCAAUGCUCUGAUGUAUCCAGUUUACAGGAAAUAUGACCCUUCAGUACUCCUUCUUCAUCAGGAUGAUAUUAUCGGUAUACAGUACCUCUAUGGAUCAUCUCUUAACACAAACAGUGAUCAAAGGGAAUCUACUGAGAUAAAAGAUCCAACUGAGUCAAAAGAUCCUGCGCUCCCAAACAGCUGCAGCUCCAAUUUAACAUUUGAUGCUGUCACCACCUUCCGUGGAGAAAUAAUGUUCUUUAAAGACAAGCAUGUUUGGCGCAAACACCCAGCAGUCAGAGCAGCUGAAUUUGAGUUGGUGUCUUCAUUCUGGCCACGGCUGCCACCUGGUGUUGAUGCUGCCUAUGAAAUUCCUGAAAGAGAUGAAAUGGUCAUUUUUAAAGGGAAUGAAUUCUGGGUUGUGAGAGGAGAUACCAUACUUCCUGGAUACCCCCAAAAACUCUCCACCCUGGGCUUUUCAAAGGGUGUUACCAAAAUUGAUGCUGCUUUUCAUAAUGGAAUUGAGGGGAAAACAUACUACUUCAUAGAGGACAAAUUUUGGAGUUAUGAUAAAAGAAGUCAGUCUAUGGAUAGGAAGUCAUUAGUGACAAGAGAUGCAUUUCCAGGAAUUAAUGGGAAGAUUGAUGCUGUCUUUCAACAUGAAAACUUCCUUUAUUUCUUCAGUGGAAGAAAGCAAUUUGAGUUUGACAUUGAUAAGAAGAGAGUUACACGCUUCCUAAAGACAAACUUCUGGUUUCCAUGUUAAGAAGAUGAAAUCUGGAAUGGUGUUGGAAAAAAUGUACUGUUA